This is a messenger RNA of Monodelphis domestica (gray short-tailed opossum), 3404 nucleotides long. It is a transcript of the gene ORC6, whose product is annotated as origin recognition complex subunit 6. The record is from RefSeq and is a predicted model, not a curated record. Gene Ontology annotation, biological process: DNA replication initiation; DNA replication. Gene Ontology annotation, cellular component: nuclear origin of replication recognition complex. Gene Ontology annotation, molecular function: DNA binding. NCBI's taxonomy places the organism in Eukaryota, Metazoa, Chordata, Mammalia, Didelphimorphia, Didelphidae.
CGUGGGUUGGUUUGUGGGGAAAAGCGCUAGCCUGUUCUCGGAGCCAAUACCAUCGCUCCCAGGGGGCUGGGCCUAGGUCUCAUUGGCGGACUAAGUGCCGGGCGCGCGCCUUUCGUCCUUCCGCCGGGACGCUCGUCGGACAUCCCCGUUAUCUGCGCGCCAUGGAGCCGGGACCUAUUGCGCGUUUCGGACCUCGACUGGGCAUCACAGACCCUGCUGUCCUAAGGAAAGCUGAGGAGUACCUUCGACUGUCCCAAGUAAAGUGCAGUGGAUUGUCUGCUCAUACAACAGAAACAAGUAAUGCAGUCAUGUGUCUGGAUCUUGCAGCUACCAAUAGGAGAUGGCCUUUAGACAGAACUUAUUUAGUUAAACUUUCUGGCUUGAACAAAAAGACGUAUCAAAGCUGUCUUAAGUCUUUUGAGUGUUUGCUGGGCCUGAAUUCAAAUCUUGGAAUAAAAGACUUAGCUAUACAAUUUAACUGCAUGGAGGCAGUAAACAUAGCUUCAAAGAUACUUCAGAGGUAUGAAGCCAGUCUUCCCCAGAUUCAGAAAGUAGAUCUAGACCUGUCCAAACCUCUUUUCACUACAGCUGCACUGUUUUCAGCAUGCAGGGUCCUAAAGCUAAAAGUAAAUAAAGACAAAAUGGUGACCACAUCUGGUGUAAAGAAAGCUGUAUUUGAUCGACUCUGUAAACAGUUAGAAAAGUUUGAAGAGCAAGUUAAGGGAGAACCUAAUAGUUCAGUUUCUCCACCAAUGAAAAGACAGAAGAUUACAGUUGAAAAUUCUAAGAAAGAAAAAGAGGAUAAAGCUGAAUCUCCUUGUAAGCAGCAGAAAAGUGAAGAUUUAAAACAAGAUUAUGAAGAGUGGAAAAGAAAAAUUUUAGAAAAUGCUGCUAAAGCACAAAAGAAGUGAUUUCAUUUUCUGGAUAGCACCUGCCACCAACCAUGACUCUUUACUUCCCAUUGAGUCUUGAUGGAUUGUUAGCAUCUGCUUUUGAGCAAGAAUUCUGAAAGUACCAUGCUUUGCCUCAGUGUGCUCGGGGCUCUUUAUGGGCAGUCAAGGAAAACCAUUUCACCUCCAUUCCAAGUUUCCAUAUUUUGGUGAGGUUACUUGAAAAAAGGCAGCCUAGAAGUCACAUCUAAGGUAGUGAGACCUGGCUCCUGACCUUGGAAAUAAGCUUGACACAAUCAAUCAUGGUGUCAUUUGGCAUAUUUCUUCUUCCCUACCAGGUUGGUAUGCUCUCUUCCAAAGGAAUCUAAGGAAAUUUAAGGCUCUAGUUUGUACUUUUAAUAAUUAAACACUGAUUACUUAUUUUAAAGCAAUACAAAUAGUUUUUCAUACUUUUAGUUAUUUUUGCAGUUUUUUAGAAUCAGAAUCUUUCCGUUUAAAGUACUGUAACUUUAAGAUAGUUUCGUUUCAGUGUCCAUCCUAUCUUAACUUUUUGUUUAAAGAACAUGCUUUUGCUCAGAAUAAUUUUCCUUUUAGACAAAAAAAAUAAAGUUUUUAACACCUAGUCUAGUAGGAUAUCUAGAAAGAAAACCCAAGUUUUCUGUAUUGCUCUAGCUUCUAUACCACUAGUAAUUUUAAGAAGGUCUUGCGAUGGACUACAAAUGAGGACACAGUUGCAAAAUCAAGAAUUUAACCAAAAUUUAUUUGUGCUUAAGCUUCAGAUAUUUACAAACUUGAGAGAUUAAAAACAAACCUAUGGAACUUAGCCUUCAUAGAAGGUGAAAAGUUGCCAGGAGGUCUGGGAAGUGGUACCAGAUAGAAAUUUAGUUUGGUUACCUUCUAAUUACAUGCAUUCAAAGAGUAAAACACAAAACUGCUGUAUCCAAUUUCUGAAAUUCUACUUUAUUACUAGACACGUUAGGGUGGGUAUGUGGAUGGUUGGUUUGCUCUAGACCUGUGAUUUUAUGGCUUAUGAACUCUUGAUAUAGAAGCUCCCAUUCCCUAAAACAGAUGAUCCACUCAUUGUAGCCCUGAAAAGUUAAGGGAUUUGUCCACAGUCACAAAUGCAAGGAUGUGUCGGUCAGAAUUUGAACCAAGUCUUCCAACAUCCAAGCCCCACAUUCUAUUACGCUAUGUCCCCUUGGGGACACUCUAGUUUUGCAAAAUAGCCUGCAUCAACUAAAAGCACUUUAAAGAAUUUUAGAUUUUUAAAAAAUCACAAAGAGCAUUUGAGCAGGACAAGGUUAGUAAUAUAAGACAAAAAUAUUAACUCUACAGCUGAUGACAUGAUUAUCCUUGUACCUACAAGUGAAAUUUAUAAAAUUAGUUUCCUAAAAAUACUAAUGGUUAUGCUCAAGCUGAGAAAAGCAAUUCCCUGCGUUAAGGAAGGAAAGUCCUUUAGCAGGCAAAAGCACCAGCAUCUGCAGGCAGUAAAAUACUUGCUUUCCUACUUAGACUUGAAAGGGAAACAACUGAUAGGAAUAAAAAGAUACCAACAAAGACCUGACAUUUAUUCUAUUAAUGCUCAUUAUCUAUCCUCAAGGCAGUUUUGUGUUUCUGGGCUUGGGUUGUUUUAUUUAUUUUUUUACUUUAAUGAAACACCUUUAAAAAUAGGCAUGAACUUUUCUUAGAAUAAAGUUAUAGUGUUAUUGAUCUGAAAUGCAUGAAAGAUUCUUCUCUUUUAAAUGGGGCUUAGAUUUGCUUUGCAUUCUUAAUUUUGGUUAUGACCUUACUAUUCCCAUGUAGAAAAUUUCCUGUUCAAAAUAGUACGGUUCUAGUCAAGUUGCUAGAAAAUCCAAAACCCCCAAAAUUUGUUUAUGAUAUGUGAUGAGAAAUGAGGACUGUUCUAAAGCUUUGAGUUAGAAAAAUAAAAGGAAAUUACAGGCUUGAUCAAGAUAGGCCCUUAAAGUGUCAUUUCAGUGAUGUAAGGAAUUGCCAGAAAUUCCUCUACCAAUGCAUGUUGGCAGCCUUUCUGCAUCUUGAGUCUAAUAUGGUUGCCAAGAGCUGUGAAAGGUUAAAUGAUUUGCUCAGAGUUCAGCCAAUAUGUUAGAGGCAGGACUGGAAACCAGGUCCUCUUGGCCCAAGGCUGGCUCUCAUUUGCAAGACAACCGAUUCCAUUGUUGAAAAAUUAUUCAUUUAUACUGAUCCAAAAUCUACCCUAUUGGCUCUACCUUUAUUAUAGUUUAGCCAAUCCUGUCUUAUUUUAUUGACAGCUCUUUAGUAGCUAGAGGCUAUACUAUAGGUUUAGUCUUACAAGUUUGGGAGAGAGUUCCUGAGAAGUUACCUCUAAUUAUCCAAAAUGGUUGCUGAGCUCAGAUUUAGGAUGGUAUGGCAAAAAUUGAGUUAAAAUCCAUUUAGAUCACUUACUGUUUAUCUCUCUCCCUCUGUCUCCCUCUCCUUCCCUCCCUCCAUAUGUGUGUAUGUUAAAUUCUAAGCAUAUAAAGAACUGUAUCAGAA